GUAACCAUGCACAUCUGGUGCACUUUACUCUGCUUCUGUACACGACUAACCAGCGCCAUCUCGCAUGCUCGUGUCUUGUGAAUGGCUAAGAAACUUCCGUCCCCUAACACUAUACAGGGAGAAUAGCUCUUUUUUCGUUUUGAAAUUCCCGCCAGCCUGGCCAACAUUGCAACUCUGUAUGACCUGUGUUUCAGACUUAGGACCAGCCAGCGAGAACAUAAAUCGGUCUUGAAGCUUGUUGAUUGCUCUCUGUUGAUUUCCGCCUAGGUCCUCAUAGUCACCAUCAACAGUCCCCAUGGCCGACUGGCACUGGCCUGGCUAAUUUAGCCGCAAAAUUACGCUCAAAGGCAUCGCAACCCUCGGUCCAUCUCUAAAAAUGGUAAUGCGCAUCUCUGACCGGCGGCCUACAUAAAGCAUGCACCAACUCAAUGUCAAUGUUACUUUCACAUCUCCACGGUCUCAAGUGCUGGUCACACUCACGAGCCGACCUUAGAAGCUGCAAGAACUGGUUUCUUGUCCAAUCUUUCUCUGAUAUGUUACCCAUCUUCCAAUUAGCCCUCUCGAUUAUUCUGUUUACGACCCUCUCGCUUUCCUUACCUGUCCAUCCUGUGCAAAAUGAAGCUGUACCCAAGAGAAUGGACUCUUUGGAUUAUCUCGAAGCGUAUCCGCCUUCUUCGACCUCAGGUUCUGUUCAUAGGAGAGAACCUGAGGUAACGGUUUUGAUGCACGGAUCUCCUACGACUUUAUCAGACAUAGACGUGUCGAAAUAUACACCUCUUAAGCGGCAGCAGGUAGCCGCUACGCCAGAGAUUACCGAUACUGGUGCUUCUAGUGCUGCUGUAUCAGCCAAUCCUGCACCGACUACGGGCGCGUCGGAUACUACGGACCAAACCGCAGGCGGAACGUAUCAGUUGCUCGAUAUAUACAAGGGAAAAGACUUCCUGAACCCUCAGAAAUGGCAAUACUGGUCAAAUUCAGAUCCGACCCACGGUUCUGUUAAUUAUCAGGCAAUGGAGGCGGCAAUGGAGAAGAAAUUAGCGUUCGUUGGUGAUGAUGGCAUUGUAACGCUCGCUGUUGAUGAUACGACGACCUUAGGAGAUGGUGAAUAUCGCGAUUCUGUCCGCAUCAGUUCAGUCAAGACAUAUAAUAGUGGACUGUUUAUAGCUUCCUUCUCUGCCAUGCCUUAUGGAUGCUCUGUGUGGCCUGCUUGGUGGACAGUUGGUGACAACUGGCCUCACCAGGGGGAAAUUGAUGUCCUGGAGAAUGUUCACAACGCUAAUGCCAACCAGUAUACAUUCCACACUGGGGAGGGAUGCACGAUACAAGCAAGUGACGACAUGACAGCAAAACUCAGUAAUCAAAAGAGUAAUCAACAGUGUGCCGUUAGCGACGCCGAUAAUUCUGGCUGUGGAAUGGUGGACACAGCCAAUCCUAACUAUAGCUACGGCAAACAAUUCAAUCAGAUUGGAGGCGGUGUCUUUGCACACUUGUGGAAUGAUGAAGGGAUUCGGAUCUGGCACUUUCCGAAGACGAGUAUAACUGAUGAUAUUACUGCUGGGACGCCCGAUCCUGCGAAUUGGGGAAAGCCUGCGGCUUUCUUACCAAACGAUAACUCUUGUGAUACAGGGACACAUUUCAUAAAUCACAGUCUGGUUAUCGAUACCACACUAUGUGGCGACUGGGCUAACGCAACCUACUCUGGUGCGGGAUGCCCAGGAACGUGCGCUGAGGCUGUCAAAGAUCCAAAAAAUUACAAAACUGCGAAAUGGAAGAUCAACUACAUCGCCGUAUAUAGCGCAGGGGGUAGUUCCACCAGUGGAACCGGCGCUGAUUCAGGAACUAGCGUGGAAACUGGAACAGAGUCUGCAGCUCUUUCGACAGUUGCUUCCUCCCCUGUUGCUAGCGAAUCCAAUGCCUUACUUACCCAACGAUUUGUUACGAACACAGCUGAAACUAUAACUACAAGCUCAAGCAGCAUCCCCGUAACUACUGGUAGCCUGGGAUAAUACCGUUGCGUAUAGCAUUAUGUAUGCCGUAUAUGUAUAUUGUAUACAUGUAUAUUUCUCUAAAUUAGAUGCGAUACUUGCCGGGCAAAAUACCAGGAUGAUCCAGAAUGAUCGGA
Molecule: messenger RNA, 2122 nt
Organism: Desarmillaria tabescens
Lineage: Eukaryota; Fungi; Basidiomycota; Agaricomycetes; Agaricales; Physalacriaceae
Product: concanavalin A-like lectin/glucanase domain-containing protein
Exons: 6
Coding region: 429-2006 (525 amino acids)
Biological process (GO): glucan catabolic process
Molecular function (GO): hydrolase activity, hydrolyzing O-glycosyl compounds
Source: RefSeq, a predicted model, not a curated record